This is a messenger RNA of Mytilus trossulus (common blue mussel), 702 nucleotides long. RefSeq lists its product as uncharacterized. The coding region runs from base 16 to 702 and encodes 228 amino acids. Lineage: Eukaryota; Metazoa; Mollusca; Bivalvia; Mytilida; Mytilidae. The record is from RefSeq and is a predicted model, not a curated record. The transcript is spliced from 2 exons.
UCCAAAAGAAAAAGGAUGGACUUACCAUCCAUUUGUUUAACAGUUUUAAUGGAUGGCUUUCCCUUCCAAUUAGAAGAUAUAUGUUUGAUGGAUAAACCAUCCAUUUUUUUUCCCUCUGUGCUUGAAAAUAGUAGUAUACAUCUUACACAAAUUCAGCAGUUAGAAAUGAAUACAGAGAGGAUCAUCAAGAUUGAAUGGUCAAUAAAAGGAUACCAUGCUUUUCGGAUAAAGCCUCACUCACAAAUUGAGUUAGAUGUGUUGCCCGAGGAAGGAAAUCCUUUCAGCCAAUAUGCAACAAAGGUAGUAAUGCCACUGCUUCAAGAGAUUUCUCCAGAUCUUCACAAUGUUUCAACCGACAUGAGAGAAGAAAACCACCAAAGGGGACAGCUUAUGAAAGAUAUUGCAGGAAAACAAGUGGGGAGAGUUCCUGCAAAUCUUUGCACAGCUUUCAGAAAUAUGAUUUCUCGGAACACUAUCAGAUGCAUUAAGUGUAAAGUCACAGGACCACCAAGACUCUCAGCAAAUCCACCAUCAAACCAACGAUACCGGUCAAACAAUAGAGGUCAUGACAGACCAGGUGGGGGAGCAGACAUUCCUUGUUCUUAUUAUUUGCAUAUACGUGACCGGAUGUUUGCAGAUACAAUGCAUAUUCUUGAAGACUGUGUACCUCUUAGGGAACUUGAUGAAAGAGUACACGCAUGA